GUGGCCACGAAAACCAACCACAGUCCGAACAUGACGACCGGCUCAGAAUAACAAGAAGGUCCCGUUAACUGUUCUGUGACGUGUGCACCAGCCGUCAACGGACGAGGGUGAGGAAGAUGAUUUCCGGAGAAGACCUUCAAAGCGGCGAUACUACAGGUCUACAGAGCGUCAUUCGCUAACACGAAGAAGAAGCUGUAGACAACAUGGCGAAGAACCAACGUGGGAGACAAACAGAGUCCGACUCAAAGACGAGGGGCAACAGCAAAAAAGAAGCAGAAAUGUCAAGUUUCUCACUAAAUUCAAGUGACGACGAGGCUCCGGAGGAAGUGACGUUUGAAGAGUCGAAGAGUGAUGCUCUGCGCUGCCUGAAGGAGACGUUAAACACCGUCAGACGGGAAAAGGAGCAGCUGAAGGAGAAGAGGAGGAGGAGACAGGAGCUCUUCCAGGAGCAGAAGAAGCGCCGCCUCCUCCCGGCUGACGUGCUGGAGGAAAUGGACUCCCCGUGGUCAGGGAAGCAGACGCAGCCUGAGGACCAAGAUGAAAAGAAAGAAGAAGAGGAGGAGGAGGAGGGGCAGGAGGGCCGAAGAAGAAAGACAAAAAGGGGGAAAAUGUCACAUUCCCGGAGUCUAAAGGGAAACUACAAAGUGGCGACGUUGAAGGAGGACACCGCAGCUUCCUACCAGCAGAGGGCAGCACAGGACUUCAUCCAGUCCAGACUUUACGGACCUGGAAGCUGCAGGACAACAAACAGUGAGCUGCUCUCCCUCCAGAAUAAAAGUGGCAGGAAUAAAGCAGCAGCUGUUCAGUUUUUGAAGAAAGACUNAGCCUCUGAGCAGAGGGUCAAAGCAGAGAGGCUGAAGAAGCAGUGGAUCCACAAACAAGGACUUCAGAGCAGCUGAGGAACGUCCUGGUCCCCUCAGUCCUGGUCCCCUCAGUCCUGGUCCCCUCAGUCCUGGUCCCCUCAGUCCUGGUCCCCUCAGUCCUGGCGGAUGACAGAGAAGGAGAAGGCGAAAAGGUCAGCACUGAGGUUGGACGGUUGUGGGCGGAGUGACGGGCGUCGUGGUGUGUUGGACAGAAACCCUGAUCCAGGAGGUCCUGGAUCAGUCUUCCUUGAUCCAGGUGUGGAUCUGUUUGGAUCUUUGUGAGGUCUUUGUUUUGUUUGCUUUGUUUUACAAAAAUUAAAGACAAAAAAAAAA
Messenger RNA from Cynoglossus semilaevis (tongue sole), 1196 nucleotides. It is a transcript of the gene nol7, whose product is annotated as nucleolar protein 7. Gene Ontology annotation, molecular function: RNA binding. NCBI's taxonomy places the organism in Eukaryota, Metazoa, Chordata, Actinopteri, Pleuronectiformes, Cynoglossidae. Gene Ontology annotation, cellular component: nucleolus; nucleus. The transcript has 9 exons. The coding region runs from base 204 to 899 and encodes 231 amino acids. The record is from RefSeq and is a predicted model, not a curated record.